UUUAUUUGUAUUCGUGUUUUUUUAUUAUUUUUUUUUAUUGUUUUAGUUUUCAAAUAUGAUGUUAGUAUAUUUUUAGUUAUUUAUUUGCAGAGGCGGUGUUUCAGCACGUGCAUGACUAGUAAAGAACAGAAAUCAGCGUCGGUGUGCAGCUGCGCUCCGGUGCGCAUCACAGUACAGCGCGUGCGCUCCGCUGCUUCGGUUCCACCGUGUCCUUCUCGCGAACAUGGCGGCGCCUGCGCUCUCCAGCCGGGCUGGUUCAGCUGGUAGUAGCCCCACCGCCACCCCGAGCAGCACCAAACACAUCCCGCACUCCCCCGAACUGGACUUCAGGUCCGGAACCAGGACCGAGGAGCUUAACCGGCUGAUCGCCGAAUUCAGCAAGUACGAGCAGCGCGAGUACGACGACCAGCGUGCGCUCGAGAUCCACACGGCCAAGGACUUCAUCUUCUCCAUGCUCGGCAUGGUGCAGAAGUUGGACCAGAAGCUUCCGGUUGCAAACGAGUACCUGCUGUUGUCCGGCGGCGUACGGGAAGGUGUGAUUGACAUGGAUCUGGAUGAGUUGACGGUGUACGCGCGGGGAACUGAUUACGACAUGGACUUCACGUUACUGGUUCCCGCGCUCAAACUCCACGACAGAAACCAGCCGGUCACGCUAGACAUGCGUCAGUCGGCGCUCUGCCACUCCUGGCUCAGCCUGCGUCUGUUUGACGAGGGAACCAUCAACAAGUGGAAGGACUGUUGUACGGUUGUAGACCAUGUUAACGGUGCCACCAAUUACUUUUUCUCGCCCACGCUGGUGGCCGACUGGUUCUACGAGUCCAUUAGUAUGGUCCUAGCGGAGAUUCAGAAGAAGCCUCAGCGCGGCGUCCCUCGGGUUGAAAAGGUUGAGCGCAACGCAACCAUAAUCUCCAUCAUUUUGGGCGUCGGAGGCAGUCGGAUGCUGUACGAUGUGGUUCCAGUAGUCUCGUUUAAAGGAUGGCCAGCGGUGGCCCAAAGCUGGCUAAUGGAAAACCAUUUUUGGGACGGGAAAAUCACGGAGGAGGAAGUGAUUAGCGGGUUUUAUUUGCUGCCUGCGUGCUCCUCAACAGGCCAGAAGGAAAACGAAUGGCGCUUGUCGUUUGCGCGCAGCGAGGUGCAGCUGAAGAAGUGCAUCUCUGCGAGUCUCAUGCAGGCGUACCAGGCUUGUAAAGCUCUGAUUAUUAAACUUCUCUCUCGACCCAAAGCCAUCAGUCCGUAUCAUCUGCGCUCGCUCAUGCUUUGGGCCUGCGACCGCCUGCCGCAUACAUACUUGGCGCAGGAAGAUUACGCCGCGCACUUUUUGCUCGGGUUGAUCGAUGACUUGCAGCACUGCUUGGUGAAUAAAACCUGUCCGAAUUACUUUAUCCCGCAAUGCAACAUGCUAGAGCACCUCAGCGACGACACGGCCAUGUUGCAUGCGCGUAAGUUGUCGUCUGUGCGCUCCGACCCAGCAGAACACUUGCGCAGCGCGAUCGAACACGCAAAAGCCGCGUCACGACUCACGCUUGAGCUCCAUUGGCGCGGAGGAAGCUCAAACCUGUCAUCUCCUCUGUCCGACACCGGAACGGAUCAGCAACCGGACGACCGGCUCGCGAAGAAACUCCAGCAGCUGGUCACGGAGAAUCCUGGGAAGUCUAUCUCAGUCUUCAUCAAUCCAGACGAUGUCACGCGACCUCACUUUCGUAUCGAUGACAAAUUCUUUUGAAGCCGCGUCUAUUGAUCUGACUGGGAACAAACUAACUUUCGCAUCAAUUAUACAUUUUUCUGAAGCCACACCCCUGAUCUGAUUGGGUGCUGACUGCAGAUGCUGUCACAUGACCUCACUUUUGCAUCAUUGAUAAAGUCUUCUAAAACCACGCCCAUUGAUCUGAUUGGGGGCAGACGACUUCAGUAUAGCUUUAAUUAUAAAUUCUUCUCAAGCCACACCCCUUAGUCUUUUGCAUUGAUGACACAUUUUUCAGAAGCCACGCCCCUUGGAUCUGAUUGGGCGUUGGCUGUAGAUGACCUGACAUUUGCAAUGUUGACGUUAUUCUGAAGCCACGCCCUCUGAUCUGAUUGGGAGGUUAUUACCUCACUGUAGUAUUAAGGUUCAAUUCCUCACAAGUCACACCUCCUAAUCCGGUUUGGCGCUGAUUUCAGAUGACCUGACAUUUGCGUUGAUGACAUACUUCAUAACACUGUUUUGUUAUUUCUUUCUGUUUUUAAUGAGUCCCAGAAGCAGGAAGUUGUGUUUUGCACAGAGCCGGAGAUGUUAAACGCUUCAGGCUCUGAACAUGAUGUUAAAAAUGGACAUGAUCCUAUUUCACUGCUGCCAGUUUUAAGUCGUGUUCUCGUAUCUGUUCCUCUCCAUUAUGGACGCCCAGCUUUUACGGGAAGGAUAGAGAGAGAGAGCGGAAGAUUUAUGGAAGGAUGUGGGUGAGGACGGUUUGUGCAUGGCUCACAUGGAAAACAGGAAACCCAUAACUCCACUCAGAAGUGCAAUUAGACAUAUUGUGUUUAUAGCUUUACUUGUAAGUAACUGUAACAUGAUAGUAUAAACACGCUAUUUUAGACACCAUUGUUUCACAGUCACACUUACAGAACAACUUUAUUCUCACCAACUAACUGCACAUUAAGUCUCCAAAAUACAAACUCCAUGUGAUGAUGGAUGUUUUUUGUUUUGUUUUUUAACACACAGUCUCUUGGGGUGAAUCUCAUGAAAACAUUUCCGUGUAACAUUUUACAUACCCCCCACCCCCCAAAAUAUGUAUAAUUAUAUUUUGCAUUAAGAUUUUGAACUCAUUUUUUUUUUACUCUCAUUAGAUUCACAUUACUUUAAUUUGUGUUUUUUAGCCUAAAUUUAAAGAUAGUUCAUUAAAUAAUACUGCCAUUUUUUUUUUCAUUGCAUUAAUUAGUUGCAAAGGAAAAUGUGUUUUUCAUGAAAAAUCUUGAUCUUAGUUUUUAGAUUGCUUUCAUGAGAUUCACUCAUUGAGGAAAAAAAAAUUGUCUGUUUUUUUAUUUUUAUAUAUAUAUAUAUACUGUAUGCUGCUAAACAUGAUAGGUGCAUUUGAUAAUUUGUUUUUGUAAUAAUUUGAGUAUUUUGAUUUAUUAUGUGAUGUGCUCUGUAACUGCUGUAUUUCACCUGCCCACUUUUCCCAGUUAGACCAAUCAGCCUCAGCCAAUCAUGUGAUCUUUCCAUUUGAUUGGUGGGAGGGACGGACCAGAACAGACCAAUCGUGAAUCAUCAAGCUCUACAGGGACCAAUCGUAAUGCCUUAUCACAGAAAUCAACCAAUGGGGUGUUUUUAUUCUGAUUAAGUAGAUCCUAAAGACUCUUUUACAGCCCCACCUUGUGUUUCUUUUUAUAUCUGAAUCAGGACAUAUCAGAACUAAACAGAAUGUGUUUCUUCAUUAGGCUAAUGUCCUGGAGAAUUAUGUGUACAUGUUAUUCUUAUGCUUGAUAAAUAUUUAACAUGCCAGUGGGCUUAUAGACACCUUAACAAAAUAACAUAUCUGCUCUGGAUCAGUAUUGCAUUGCAUUUUAAACCUGUGUUUGGUAAAUAAAGCUGUACAGAAACUCAAAA
Messenger RNA from Carassius auratus (goldfish), 3580 nucleotides. Its product is annotated as protein MB21D2. The record is from RefSeq and is a predicted model, not a curated record. NCBI's taxonomy places the organism in Eukaryota, Metazoa, Chordata, Actinopteri, Cypriniformes, Cyprinidae. Bases 224 to 1723 code for a protein of 499 amino acids. The transcript has 2 exons.